AUGUCUGGGAGACGUGGCUCAUUCAAUGGACCCCCAGGUGGUAGGCCUUCUAGAGGUGGCCCAAGGGGUGGUGGCAGCAGAGGUUCGUCAGAUCCUAGAAGCUCUUCAAGAGGUGGCCCAAGAGGUGGAGGUGCACCAAGAGGAGGAAGAGGAGGAAGAAGUGAUAGUUUUUCAGGCGGUAGACCAUCUGCAGGAGGACCACCAUCAAGCCGUGAUAGUAGAGGAGGUUUUUCGGGAGGUCGAGGUGGUAGAGGUGGUGAAAGCUCGUCAAGGGGAGGCAGAGGUGGUAGAGGAGACAGCUCAUCAAGAGGAAGUAGCAGAGGAGCACCAAGAGGAGGUAGAGGCGGCGGUAGGGGAGGAUCUCAAUCAGGAGGUAGAGGAGGAAGAGGUGGUAAAGGUAAAUCCGCUGAUACUUCAGAAGCUUUUAUCAAAGAUCAUGAUGGUUCAACAACGAAAAUCACUGGUACCAAUAUGGCUCCGUUGAAAAACGCUCGUCAAUUUGGUGGUGUUGUGGGAACGAGUGGACCACCUCCGCCAUCUGUUCAAUCAGGGGGUAAAAGAAGACGUGAAGAUGAUUCCACCCCCCAAAAAAAGAAGAAAGCAAAAAGUGGUAGACCUGAUGAUUUCACUGUUAAACCUUUGCAAGAUGAAAGAUUAAGCAAGUUUCAACAACAAAAUCAAAGGUCGGAAAGAAGAAAUUUCGACGACAAAAGAUCCAGCAAAGUCAAUGGUAAGACCUUUGAUCAAAGAAAAGCUUUUAAAGAAAGAGAUGGUGAGAAGUUCUCUGGAUUUGACCAAAGAAAGUUGUUUGAACAAAGAACUAAAUCCUCAAGAUCUACCAAGCCUCAAGCUUUGAAAGUUUUAAACACAAGUGAUGCUAGUACUAGAGCUGUUUAUGUUUUGAAUAUGGGACCAGAAAUUACGGAAGAUGACAUCAGAGAAUGGAUUAUUGAAUAUGCAGUUUCGAAGAAGGCAGAAAAUGUUACAAAUAGUUUGGUUUCUGAUCUUUUCAAGAAGGGUUCUGAAUCUAAAGAGAAUGGUCAGCAGAAAGAGGUUCCGAAAGGAACUGAACAAUCGAAAGAAGAUGGUGAUGUGGAAAUGAAUUCAGAUGAACAGCAAGAAGCUGAUAAAAGUAAUGUUGAGUCUAAAUCUACUGAAAUAUCUGCUGCUGAUAAUGGGUCCAAAGAUGGAAAGGUUGCAGUUGUUGAACAGGAGGAGGAUGAUGAUAUUGAGGAAAGCUCAUCAGAUGAGAAGGAUGACGAAGAGGAUACCUCAGAUAAAGACGGAAAAGCCAAAGAGACUGAUCCUGAAGAACAGAAAUUAAAAGAGCUUAAGAAGCUGAAGAGAAAGGAAAGAAGAAAGAGCAAGAAACUCACUGCUAAGUACGUUCAGAGAAAGUUGAAUACAAAGUCUCAACAGUUAUUGGAUAACAUUAGAAAGAUUAUUUUUGACACACAGGAGAGUAAUGGUAAAUCGCGUGGUAAUGCUUAUAUUGAGUUUGCAACUCCAAUUUCAGCUGUGUUGUUCAGAGUCAUUAUUGAAAAACAUAACAAAGCUAAUAAGGAAAGAGGAUUAACUGCAAAAUACGUCACCAAGUUUGCAAAAAUUUCAAAAAGCCCUUUUAUUUUAGUUAAAGCUAAAAUUGAAUCUGUUGAAGUUACUGAGGAGUCCACUGUCAAGAAGGAUGGUGAAAAGCAACCAGCAUCUCUCGAGAAAGGUCAAAAACCUCAGGUACCACCUUCAAAUAACGUUCCAAUACCACCUCAUGCUGGUCAAAAACAAAUACCUGUUCCACCAAGUGCUUCAGCUCCAACUCCACUCCCAGAAGUACAUCAUCAAAUGAAGAUUCCUCCAAAUGCAAAGAAUAAUAUGCCACCAAGUGCUCCAAAAUCCCAAGAUACAACAAGACCCCCUUCAAAUGCUCCACCAAGUCGUGGCCCAAGAAAUCAAGCUCCAGCUACUUCAAGAAGUGGUCCAUCACCAGCGGAAGCUCCAGCAACCCCAGCUUCUCAAGUACCACCUUCAAAUCCAUUAGGCGUUCGUGGGAAACGUACUUCACAACCACCUACUCCAAGGGCUACUCCUGUGCAGAGUCUAAAUCAAGGAUCUCCACGUAUUCCACCAUCUCAACAAUUUUCACCAGCACAACCUCCACAUCGUGGGUCUAUCCCACCUCAAGCUCAAAGACCAUCAUCUUCAGGUGCUGCUUCUCCAAACCCAUACAGACAAGGAGGUCCAUCGCCUAUGCAACCACAAAUGCCACCAGGUGCAGCUCGUCCAGGGUUUCCAGGAUCUCAUCCAUCAACACCAGGUAAUCAAUUCCAUGGAUAUCCACAACAACAAGGACCACCAGGAGCUAAGUCACCAGCUACAGGAGGUCCUUUCACUCAAUUUCAACCACCAAGUGGAUUAUCACGUCGUCCAGCUCAACCAGGUACUCCCCAAGCAUCAGGACCAGGGUUCCCACCAAGAGGACCACCAGGACCACAGGGACCUCCAUUUGGUAGACCACCACCACCACAAGGAUAUUAUGGACAAGGACCACCACCACCACAACAAAGACCUGGAUAUCCAUAUCAACAACAACCUGGAGGACCACAAGCAGGACCAGGAUUUAGAGGACCUCCAGGGCCUCCAGGGCCUCCUCCACCAGGUUAUAGACCAGGAGUUCCAACUGGUGCUCCAAGACCUGGAUACCCACCACAAGGUUAUCCUCAAGGUCCACCACCACCACAAGGGUAUGCGCAAGGUCCACCCCAAGGUCCACCAAGACCACCACAAUAUCAAGGUCAAAGACCACCACCACCACCUCAUGCUUAA
Hansenula anomala is the source of this 2820-nucleotide messenger RNA. RefSeq lists its product as uncharacterized. The transcript has a single exon. The coding region runs from base 1 to 2820 and encodes 939 amino acids. NCBI's taxonomy places the organism in Eukaryota, Fungi, Ascomycota, Saccharomycetes, Phaffomycetales, Wickerhamomycetaceae. The record is from RefSeq and is a predicted model, not a curated record.